UCAGCCGGCCUCUGCUGGUCAAGGGCUGGCGGCCGCUCCCGGAGAACGGCGUCGCAGUGUGCCGUGCCCUGUCCUUGCAUUUCAUAACCUGUGUCCUCAAGCCGGUGUUCUCCAGCCCGCAUCCCUGCAUUGCUCUUUCCCCCGUGCGCGCGAGGUGAUGCUGCUGCCAUUGUAAUUUAAGCUUCUCCAGCCAGCGCUAGUGCAAAGAGUACAAAGUCUUGUUCUUCCUUAAUUAGGCGACCUGUAUUCGAAGCUUGUCGAUUUUCAGUGGAAACUGGGUAUGGCUGUGAGCUCCGACAGUUGCAGAUCUCUUAAGUAUCCUUAUGUUGCUGUGAUGCUAAAAGUGGCAGAUCAUUCUGGCCAAGUAAAGAACAAGUCCUUUGAAAUGACAAUUCCACAGUUUCAGAAUUUCUACAGACAGUUCAAGGACAUUGCUGCCAUUAUUGAAACUGUGUGAAAACUGGUUAUUUGGCUAAUAAAUUGUUAUCAUCAUCUAAAAUAAUGGAUUUCAUCUUCUGCAAAAAAACUACAUAAGGAUCAAAUAUUUAUUGAAUGAAAAUUAUACUUUCAUUUUUCUAAAUAAAAAGUGAGAUAAA
Marmota flaviventris (yellow-bellied marmot) is the source of this 596-nucleotide messenger RNA. It is a transcript of the gene Commd6, whose product is annotated as COMM domain containing 6. Gene Ontology annotation, molecular function: NF-kappaB binding. The record is from RefSeq and is a predicted model, not a curated record. Lineage: Eukaryota; Metazoa; Chordata; Mammalia; Rodentia; Sciuridae.